AACAAGAAUCCGGAAAUGACGUCGCAUUUUUUCUAGUUCGGGACGAAAUCCGAGAGCCCGUUGACGGCGGACAACUGCGUCAAUAGCAGUUUUGGAGGACAGCUUGUACUAUACUUCGAUUUCAUAUGGAAAACAGGGGAAGCGGCCAUUGACCAACGGAUGGCUCUAUUUCCCGAAGGCGCCUCAGCCACCGGCCCUAUGGAGACAUCGAACUUCGCACACGUCAUCUUCCAGAAUGUAGGGAAGAGCUUCCUCCCUCACGCUGCGUUGGAAUGUCACUACACACUGACCCCAUUCAUCAAGCCCCACCAGAAGGACUGGGUGGGCAUCUUCAAGGUUGGCUGGAGCACAGCACGGGAUUACUACACGUUUCUGUGGUCACCAUACCCCGAGAACUAUGUGGAGGGAUCGACGGUCCAUAGGACGGUGGUCUUCCAAGGGUACUAUGUUCCCAAAGACGACGGGGAGUUUUACCAGUUCUGCUACGUCACGCACAAAGGCGACAUCAGGGGAGCCAGCACCCCCUUCCAGUUCCGCGCCGACACGCCCACUGAAGACGACCUUCUCACCGUGGAGGACGAGAGCAACUCGGACAUCCUGGUGGUCACCACCAAGGUCGGCCUGCUGGAGCAAAAGGUGGAGGAGGCACAGAAGGAGCGUGAGGAGCUGCUGACGGCCAUGGCCCUCCUGCAGAAGGAGAAGGAGCAGCUCCGGGAGGAACGGGAGCGCCUCCAGGGGGAGAGCGAGGACGAGCGGCAGGCUUCCGUCCAUCUGAGGAGCAAAAAUCAGGAGCUUCUGCAGUCCUCGCAGAUCCUGCAGGAUGAGAAGGAGGAGGUGAGGAAGAAGCACGAGGAGGCGACCGGAAGAAUCCGUCAGCUGGAGGAGGAUCUCAUCGGGGUCACGCAGAAGGGCAUUCAGAAAGAGACGGAGUUAGACGGCCUUAAGGACCGAUUGAGGAAGCUAACGUCGGAAAAGGACACCUUGGAGUCUCAGCUGAAGAACGAACGAGAUGAGAGGGAGCUGUACAAGAUUCAUCUGAAGAACACGGAGUUAGAGAACACCAAGCUGACUGCCCAGCUCCAGAUGCUCAAGUCCGUGGACAUGAACAAGGAGAUCACUGUAGCUCAGCUCCAGGAAGAGGUGGGCCGACUGAAAGCCUGCGUGGCCCAGAAGGAGAGUCUGCACAAGGAGCUCCUCGCCAGCAGCGCCUCCCCAGAGGCGACGUCGGCGCUGAAGGAGCAGCUGAGGCAGAAGGAGGAGCAGCUGCAGGCCACGCGGCAGCAGGCGGCCAUGCUAUCGUCGGAGCUGCGCGAUGCCGCCGCCGCCCGCGACCGCACCAUGUCGGAGCUGUACCACGCGCGGCUGGGGGCCGAGGCGCUGCGCGCCAACCUGACGGACGCCCAGGCCGAGUGCCGGCGCAUGCAGGGCCAGCUGGAGAAGCUGCGGGCAGCCGGGUGCCAGGAGGCGAGAGGCGAGGAGGAGCCGGGCGUGGGCGUGGCCUCGGAGAAGGAGGCGGAGCUACAGCGGGAGGUGGAGGAUUUGAAGCUCAGGUUACAGAUGGCGGCCGAACACUACAAGGAUAUGUGCAGGGAGUGUCAGAAGCUGAGGAAGCAGGUCGCCAAGCUGUCCGGGCAGCAGGGGGACUCGAAUAAAGGUUCAGCAUGCAGCUCUCCAGCCCCCGAAUCCCCGACCCGUUCAGAGAGCCCCGAGUCCCCCACAGCAGGGGGCCUCGCCGGUGUGGACGUCUUGCUGGACACACUGACCCAGGAGAGAAGCAGAGGCGCUGGCAGAGAAGCCAGCGACAGAUACAGGAAAUGCAAGCAGAUGCUGAACGAGGAGCGGGAGCGCAGCUGCAUGUUUGCCGACGAGCUGGCCAAGAUGGAGGAGAAGUGGAAGGAGCAGUGCAGGAUAAACGAGAGCCUGAAGCAGCAGCUGGCCGAGGAGGAGGAGCGCCGCAAGGGCCAAGUGGCAGAGGAAGACCACGAAGUCAGAGACUUGAGGGAGAAGGACAAAGCUGAAGAGGAACUGCAGAAAAACUCGGCUGGGAACAGUGCAAGCCCAGGGACGGAGUCAGCUGCGGCCCUGCCCAUCUUCCUGCAGUACCCCCUGCCGUACCCCCAGGACCCGGCGCCGAUCUCUCUCGUGCCGCAGCGCCCAGCGGAGCUCCAGUUUGGAAACCCCUACACAGCCCCAAACGCGCGAGACGGAGCGGACGGCGAGUUCUCUCCAGAGCGUGCGUCCAGGCCUUCGCCGGCAGGACCCCCCUCCUGGGACAACAACGUGGUCUGCAUCCAGCCGUCCCGCAACCUGAGCCCGCCAGAUGGUCUGGAGGACCCCGAGGAUCGUGGCAACUUGCAGGGCGGCGAUACUGAGCAGCCAGCGACUCAUGACUCUCAGAGUUCCCUACUCGGCGGCAGCCAGAAUCGCUUUUGCUUUGACUCCAGCAGCCUGGACAUCCACAAGCGCUGUCCGCUGUGUGAGGUCAUCUUCCCGCCACACUAUGAGCAGAGCAAGUUCGAGCAGCACGUGGAGAGCCACUGGAAGGUCUGCCCCAUGUGCAGCGAGCAGUUCCCCCUGGACUGCGACCAGCAGCUCUUCGAGAACCACGUGCUCACGCAUUUCGACGGCAACGUGCUCAACUUCGACUAGGGCACCCCCCAUC
Molecule: messenger RNA, 2662 nt
Organism: Paramormyrops kingsleyae
Lineage: Eukaryota; Metazoa; Chordata; Actinopteri; Osteoglossiformes; Mormyridae
Product: tax1-binding protein 1 homolog B-like
Source: RefSeq, a predicted model, not a curated record